Messenger RNA from Paramacrobiotus metropolitanus, 2178 nucleotides. RefSeq names its product neuroligin-2-like. The transcript has 10 exons. Gene Ontology annotation, molecular function: neurexin family protein binding; signaling receptor activity. The coding region runs from base 180 to 1907 and encodes 575 amino acids. Lineage: Eukaryota; Metazoa; Tardigrada; Eutardigrada; Parachela; Macrobiotidae. Gene Ontology annotation, cellular component: cell surface; synapse. Gene Ontology annotation, biological process: synaptic vesicle endocytosis; chemical synaptic transmission; presynaptic membrane assembly. The record is from RefSeq and is a predicted model, not a curated record.
CCUUUUCGUGGAGAGUACUUGUCUCCAGAGAAAGCGCAAAAUCAUAUUAGUUCAUGAUGUCACAUACUUGAACCUUCUGUUCCCGUUUUCUUCGCUUGCUGCAUUUCAUAAUUUCGGAGUUCCUGAAUACGGUAGUUUACAUUUGCCUACAUGUAUAGUAUACACGUAAUUGCAUCAAAAUGAAAAUUAGCAUGCUUGUUAUGCUAGCCGGGUUAUGUGGCGCAAGGGCAUUCAAUUAUAUGGAUUAUUCCAAUCUUUAUAAUGGUGAAGUACACUUGCAUCAGUCCAAAAUAAGCGGGCGCCUUUCAUGGCAUUCCGAUGAUCUUGAGUGGAAAUCGUGGGAAUUUUUAGGUCUGAAGUAUGCCUCAGCAGAGCGGUUCCAGGCGCCAAAAAUUUUUGACGAUUACGAUAAUAAGCAAUUCCGUGGCAAAAACGGUCAGCGGAAGCCAUUUGACACACCUGGACCAAUGUGUCCACAACUACAAAAGCGGAACAUUUCGGUUGGGGAAAGACUGGAUAAUGUCAGCGAAGACUGUUUAUAUCUCAACAUACAUCUGCCGGUCGUAAAUAAGGAGCAUCCGCUGCUUAAGCAAGAAGCCUGGCCUGUCAUGGUUUACAUUCACGGAGGCGAUUUUAAAGGUGGAGCAGGUCAUUUAUUGAACGGCACAAUUUUGGCGAAACAACUUGAUGCUGUUGUAGUCACCAUAAAUUAUCGUUUAGGACCAUUUGGUUUCCUUAGCCUUGACGACUUCAACGCACAAGGCAACUGGGGAAUAAAAGAUAUCAAAAUCGGUCUCAAAUGGAUACAGAUGUUUAUUGAUCGCUUUGGGGCGGAUCCAACGCGGAUCACGCUUUGCGGUCAAGAUUCUGGAGCGCUGCUGGCGUCUCUUUUACUGAUUGACCGCGAAAUAAAGAGCAUAGUUUCCGGCAUUAUCCUGUUGGGCACGAGUCCUGCCAGCUUUGCGGGGCAAUAUUCAGUGCGGCCUUUUGGAUUACCACAAAGCAUGACUUUAGCAUCCACUUUGGAAUGCUCAACUAAUACUUCCGACGAACUGCUCAAAUGUCUUCGCAACACACCUGAGCCGGAUCUCACAGCCGCCGAGGAGAAAAAGACCACCAACAGCAGUACACAAUCCGUACACUGGUUCCCAUCGCUGGAACUGGAUGUUGUACCAGAUGAACCUCAGCGAAGAUUUCGCAGCGCCACAUUUGAAGGAAGUAUUCUACGGGGAAUGGUGCCUACUCUGCCUAGUCAUCAGCAACUCCACAGUUCAGUUUUUGACAUAAAAAAUUUUAGUGGACCUUCAAGAGCAGUUUAUCAAAGCGAAGUUAGGAGCGAUGAUUACGACCUUUUGAUCCACACAAUAUCAGGACUUCUGCACUGUGAUAUGACCUUUGCCCAUCACGAUUUUAUAGCAACACACUUUUUAAACGAGAACGAUUCUCUGCUAAACGAAAACAAAGAAAUAUCGAAAAAGCAUGUGGAAGAACUGGUGGAUAAAAUACCGCUAAUAAUGGAAUAUGAGAUCUUUGCCAAACAGUCCUUGGAUUCGAGCAAACAUUCUAAUUAUCGUAUUUUUGACCUUGACAUUGAUUCAUCAAGCUGCGGAUAUAACACUGAAUUCGGUGUUGAAUCGGCAGUUCUUUUUGGAUUACGUAUGCGUGCCACUAAUCUGUCGGAACAACAAGUCUGCAAGAAAGUGGAGCGUCAGUUUCACAAUUUAUUAGCUAAUUUUUUGAGAGAUGGAAACGAUUUUGGAAUGUUGCUCGACGGAAUUCAUGAUCACAACCAACCUCGAAUAUACCGUUUACAGAAAGAUUUCCGUUGGCAUUUGGCCGAACAUGAAUAUUUGAGCGAAACAAAACGGCUUUUGGAUAAAUUCAAAGAAAUACCGUGUUUUGUAUGAUUUCUUUGGCAAUAUAUUGUCAAUUGCUAUUAAUGAUUUCAGAGGCAUGAUCUCUCGGAUGAUCCGCACUUCCACUGUGCACAUGCAGCUUUGUGGUGACGUUGUUGUUCAAACAUUUGUUAUAAAAAAUCACACAUCACGUCCUGACGACCAGGAGUCUAAUUUCAGGACAUCAAUACAAUGUACAGAGUUUUAAGAAAGUCUAAUAAAAAUAUUUCACUAGAUCUCAAAGUUGAUGUCAGUUGUUCUAAUACUCGUAAAAAAAAUUAAU